This is a messenger RNA of Talaromyces stipitatus ATCC 10500, 1575 nucleotides long. RefSeq names its product dimethylaniline monooxygenase, putative. Gene Ontology annotation, molecular function: flavin adenine dinucleotide binding; NADP binding; N,N-dimethylaniline monooxygenase activity. The record is from RefSeq and is a predicted model, not a curated record. The transcript has 3 exons. The coding region runs from base 139 to 1575 and encodes 478 amino acids. Lineage: Eukaryota; Fungi; Ascomycota; Eurotiomycetes; Eurotiales; Trichocomaceae.
GAUGAAGCAAUAAAUCGUGGGGAUGUCGUACAUGAAGCUUUCGAGAGACCAAAGAUAGCAAACAUUUCAAGGCUCGUUUUUCACAAGAGAUCGAGUAACGACCUUCCAAGUGUCAGAGUACCGAGCUUAGCCAUUGCCAUGUGUGCCGAUGUAGUGGAAAAUGGUGAUGAUGACUUCAAGAUUGACCGAAUUGCUAUCAUCGGAGCAGGAGCGGCAGGACUGGCUGCAGCUACUUAUAUUUCAGGUGAACAACAAUUUUCGCAUAUCGAAGUCUUUGAGCAACGAAGUUCCGCUGGAGGAACAUGGAAUUAUUCGUCUGCAAAAAGGGUACCCGGCUUAGCCGUUCCCAAAACCACACCAGACCACAAUAAUGAGACUCCAUCUCAACCCACAUCAGUUGAUGACGAUGGUUUCGUGUCACCGCUUUAUCGUGAUUUGGAUACCAAUAUUCCUCAUAACCUUAUGAAUUUCUCCAAUAAACCCUUUCCAGAAGGUUCAUCACUGUUUCCUUCCCGUGAUGUUGUCACGGAGUAUCUUCAUCAGUACGCCGAGUCUCUGAAACAUAUGAUUCAUUACAACACUCAGGUUCGGAAGAUCACGAAGAUAAAUAUGGGUGAAAAGGAAUUUUGGAACUUGGAUACGGAAAAUUUGAAGUCACACGAGACAGGAACGUCCUUUUUUGACGCUGUGGUCAUUGCGAAUGGGCAUUAUAGUGAUGUCCACAUCCCAGAUAUUACUGGCAUCAAGGAGUUUCAUCAACGUUAUCCAGAGAUCAUAUCACACUCAAAGUAUUAUGAAAAACCAGAGAACUUUGAAGACAAAAAAGUCAUCGUGGUUGGAUUUUCGGCAUCGGGGCUCGACAUCAGCAUGCAAAUCGCUCAAUCAUGUCGACAUCCCGUUCUUGUCUCGGAAAAGACACCGUCUUUGCUAGAUCCCAGUGAGACAGGGCCAAAUCUGAGGAUGAUGCCUACAAUCGAAGAGUUUCUCGUAGACAAACGUGCUGUUCGGUUCAGUAAUGGACAUGUGGAGACUGAUGUGGAUUCCGUCAUCUUCUGCACUGGUUAUCUUUAUUCCUUCCCAUUUCUGGAGUCGUUACGACAGUCCUUGACUCCAGACGGAUCCUACGUGCGGCAUUUAUAUCAGCACCUCUUCUUUAUCGAUGAUCCGACACUUGCCUUCGUUGCCCUACCCAAAAGAAUAGUUCCGUUUCCUGUUUCGGAAUCACAGAGCGCUUAUAUAGCUCGUGUAUGGGCUAAUAGAGCAAAGCUGCCAGCAAACCCUGUAAUGCGUGAAUGGGAAGCAAGUCUGGUUGCAAGCUGUCCGGAGCCGAGUUCAUUGCACGACAUGAAGUAUCCGAAGGAUGCUGACUACAUUAACAAACUCCAUGAAAUCUGCAAAGCAACUGCAAAUGGUGUAAAUUUGAUACCUCCUAGGUGGGAUGAAGAAGCUUGCUAUUACCGGGAGCAUAUGGCACAGAUAAAGAGCAUCUCACGUAAGUUGGGACAUUCUCGCAGAUUGGUCAAGAGUUUGUCAGAGCUUGGAUUCGAAUAUCCAGUGAAUCAGUCAAAGGCUUGA